AUGUCAAUAUCAUGUCCGAAAUGUGGGAAAGUAUUCAGCAAGGAGUCCAGCAUCACUCGUCACCUCAGUCAGCCUCGAUCAUUGUGUCAUAGUUCUAUUCGCAACAUGGUGGACAUUUCUCAGUUUGCAGAGUCAGCUCUACAAUUAUGGCGGUCCCCCAAUCCAAUUCCUCACCAUGGUAUAAAUUCGGAUGCAUAUCCUUCGCAUUUUGAUGUUGACUUCUUCGAGACAGAGGGAGAGGAAUGCAUGAGUGCAGAGGAACGGUACGAAGGCGCAGGGACUUGUUACUCUCCAGACGGCCUGAUGUUCUUGGAUCUUUUUGACGUGGACGAGUAUGCAGAAUACAGAAAGGAUAAUCUAUUCUAUCCUUUUGCAUCAAAAGAGGAAUGGGAAAUCACUGAUUUUCUCCUUCAUUCUCCCCUUAGUAUGGCUGCAAUCAAUGAAUUUCUAGUGCUUCCAAUGAUCCGCGGAUUGAAGCUGUCAUUCAGUACCGCUCAAGAAUUGCAAAGCCAAGCUGAGAUGCUACCCAAGGGACCAAGCUGGAAGUGUCAAGUUAUCCCAUCUCUCCAUCGCACCAAAAAUCCAAUCCGACUUUUUUGGAGGGAUCCAGUCGAAUGUUUAGAAGCCCUCUUCAGCAACCCCCUUUUCCACGACAAGCUUGAUUUUGUUCCUCAUCGCGUGUACACAACUGCAGCACGGCUUACCCACGUUUAUUCGGAGUGGCUUACAGGUGAUUCUGCUUGGGAGUUCCAGGGUCUACAGAGUCAAGUGCCCAGAGGCGCUACAAUUCUUGGCACAAUCCUUUCUUCCGACAAAACAAAUAUCACCACUAUGACUGGUGCUAGGGUUGCUCAUCCACUCCUUCUCGGUGUUCUCGAAGACCGCCUCAUACAUCAAUGUCUUUCCAUCAUCUUAAAGCCAUUGAUGAUCGCGGCCGAAAUCGGGAUAAUGAUGUCUGAUCCUGUUGGAAAUGCAUGUAUGCUUGCAGGCGUACACGGGAAAACCUCCCCAUUUACGAUGGCAUCAUAUCUGGAGUUUGGGGACAAUUUUUGUCACCCCGAACGUACACGCUAUAUCACUCUUGGUUAUUUUGAUGCAUGUGCCAUAUAUCGUCUAAACGGUGUCCAUGCGCCCUUCUGGCAAGAUUGGCCAUUUGCUUGCCCCUCGGUCUUUCUAACUCCAGAGGCUCUGCAUCACUGGCAUAAGCAAUUUUUCGAUCAUGACCUUCAGUGGUGCAUUGCGCCAGUCACAGGCUAUCAUCACUAUUCUGGCAUAAUAAUGAAGCUCAAGCAAGUUACAGGCAGAGUCCAUCGUGAUCUACAGUGUUACAUUGUCGGUCUCAUUGUCGGUGCAGCCCCUCAUGUUACUAUGACGUUGGGUGCACAGACCGGUACGAAGAAGACAAUUGACAAUUGGUAUAUACCUAAGCUAGAGCUAAUGCAGAGCAUCACUGCCAGCACACAUAAAGUUGGAGCCCUCAUCCAGUGGUCUGUGGACGCCACUGAACACGCACAUGUGUCCGAAAUCAAGGAACCUGCACGACAAACCAAUAAUAAUGAUUAUGAUCCUCAAAUUUGCUGUCAUUUAGAUCAACAGGACAAGCUGCGGCAAUUUGCGAUUGCUAUGACGUUGAAGAGUGGUGUCCUUGAUCCAGACCCCAAAGAAUUACCUGUGGAUGAGGGAGACGAUGAAGACAUUGCUGAGUUCGAAGAACCAUCUACUGAUCAACGAACUGCACUCCUGGAGGGACUUAAUCGCACACGUGUCACUACCAACUACUUCAUCAAAGCUAAGGAGGCGGCUACUGUACCUCAUGGACCUAGCCCUCAUCCUCCUCGAAUGUUUACCACUGAUAAUACCACUAUCCAUCUAAAUUAUAGUCCAACUUGCACUGGAAUGAAAAUUGACGAUGUCGCAGAUGAGUUCAACAUACCGGAUCUUCGGGAUGCUAUUUCAAACUUCUUGCGACUUGACGCGAGGAACAGAGAUGUGAUUCAUGGGGUUGGAGUCUCAAGAAGAUUGUUAAUCGACCGUCCUUCUACUCUGCCUUUUGAUCGUGUUCAAGUUUGGCACACAGUUCGCUUGCAGGAAGUUUCCUUCCAUGAUCCAUGUGUCAUCUUACCAGCGCAAACCUUACAUGCCUCUCCACCAUGUCCUGGGUGGCCGAAAGGCCAACAAGACACCGUCCUUAUCAAUGUCAAUAGAGAGUAUGAGUGGCCCCAGUCAGGGUUAAGGGGGCACACCAUCUGUGAAGUGCAGCUUAUCAUCCUCCAUCCUGCCACUGGGAUGCAUGUAUUGAAGCGUGCUAAGCAUGCGGAUGGUACUCCAGUAGGUAACAUAGUUCCCCUCAAGCAAUUGCGUGCUUUUAUCAGUAUAAUACCUGAGCUGGGAGCUGCAGCGGACGCACGGUUGACAAAGGAGACUUCUGCACAUUAUUCCUCGUCAUUUUUCUUGAACAAGUACUUCAACAAGCAGCUUUAUCAUGCACUUUACCAUGCUUCAUAA
Molecule: messenger RNA, 2505 nt
Organism: Suillus plorans
Lineage: Eukaryota; Fungi; Basidiomycota; Agaricomycetes; Boletales; Suillaceae
Exons: 10
Coding region: 1-2505 (834 amino acids)
Source: RefSeq, a predicted model, not a curated record